Molecule: messenger RNA, 6334 nt
Organism: Manis javanica (Malayan pangolin)
Lineage: Eukaryota; Metazoa; Chordata; Mammalia; Pholidota; Manidae
Gene: C3H3orf38
Product: chromosome 3 C3orf38 homolog
Source: RefSeq, a predicted model, not a curated record
CUCGACGGCGAUCACUUCCGCCCAGGGGUCCGGAAUACCCGAGGCCCUUUGGCGGCGAACAGGAAAGGUACUUCCGGUGUUUGUUGCUAAGGCGCCGGCUUGGUGGGCCUGAAGGGGAGACGGUGUUGGCGUCCUCCUCUCGAAGGGGGUCGAAAUGUCGGGGCUCAGCUGCGAAGAGAUGGAGGGCUGUCGUAACCUGCUCGACCUGCUGGACAACGACGAGAUCUUGGCUCUAUGCGACACUGUCACCAACCGCCUGGUGCACCCUGAGGACCGCCAAGAUGCCAUUCAUGCAAUAUUAGUGUACAGCCAAAGUGUAGAAGAACUUUUGAGACGCAAAAAAGUCCACCGAGAAGUCAUAUUUAAGUACUUGGCAUCGCAGGGAGUUAUUAUACCUCCAAAUACUGAAAAACACAAUCUUAUUCAGCAUGCAAAGGAAUACUGGACAAAGCAGUUGAAAUUGAAGGAAGUACCAGAGCCAGUUAAGACACAGGACCUUAGGGUCUUUCAGCAGCAGCAUGAGAAAGAAGAUAAAAAAGCUGAAAAAGUUGAUUUUCGUCAAUUGGGAGAAGAAUUUUGUCACUGGUUCUUUGAACUUCUUAAUUCCCAGAAUCCUUUUCUGGGAUCACCUCAAGAUGAAUGGGGGCCACAGCACUUCUGGCAUGAUGUCAAGCUUAGGUUUUAUUACAGUACAUCUGAACAAAAUGUGAUAGACUACCAUGGAGCAGAAAUUGUGAGCCUUCGUCUGCUGUCACUGGUGAAAGAAGAAUAUCUUUUUCUCAGUCCCAAUCUAGAUUCCCACGGACUGAAAUGUGCUGCUUCUCCCCAUGGUCUAGUUAUGGUUGGAGUUGCUGGGACUGUCCACCGAGGGAACACUUGUCUUGGCAUUUUUGAACAAAUCUUUGGACUCAUCCGCUGCCCUUUUGUGGAGAAUACUUGGAAAAUUAAAUUUAUCAACCUGAGAAUUAUUGGAGAGAGUUCCCUUGCUCCUGGAACAUUAAUGAAACCAACUAUUACAUUUGAACCAAGUGAUUUAGAGGCCUUUUAUAAUGUUACCACCUUAUGUGGUACCAACGAAGUACAACUUAGUGUAAGGCAGGCAUUGGAUAGUGGAACUGGAGACCAAACUUUGUGUAGUGGAAAUGAGGCAUUGCUGAACAAGAGAGAACUGACUUUACCUAAUCCUCUAAAGCAUUGAGCACUAUAUGUCUGUCUAAAAAACCUAUACAGAAAUUCUUCCGAAUACUACAUCAGAAAUGUCUAAGUGAUUUCAGAUGCAAGGAUUGAUAUAUUUUAGUUGAAACAUCUUUCCUGACUACAGACUAGCAUUACAUGAAUACUUGCUUCUUUCUACCUGAGUUGCAGCAAAUGAUCUGAGAGCUUAAUGCAGUUCAUCAAAUAAAUACCGCUUUAGGUGGUCUAACUAACGGUGUGCCUUAGAAACCAGGUAAUAUUUUCAUUUUACUUAGUCAAGGUGUGCUAAUAUCUGUACUUUUUAUGUGGGAAAGAAUAGUGUUCAAGGCUUUCCCCUUUCAAGUUUCUCAUUUACUUUUAUCUAAAUCAGGAUAAUUUUACAAAGGUGUCUCAUGACAAUAUUGUUUAAAAACAUAUUUUAGAGGUGUUUAAUGAAAACUCAAAGUUCUUAUUUUAGAAACUUGAAUGACAUUCUUAUGCAAAAAGUCCAAUAAUUUAGCAGGUGGAGAAAAAUUUACUUUGCCUUUUGAAGUUUGAGGAGUAUUUUUUCAGUCACGUACUGUAGGCCAAUCUAAAUAUAUAAUCUGCAAUGUUUUCUGGACUACUUUGAGCAAUGAUAAGUGCUGUUCUCCAACCUUAUUCUUACCUAAGUGUUCAGCUAACAGUUCUAUAGAGCAAUUAUUGUAACAGCAGAUAAAGGAAGCAUACUGUUGAAAUUUUUUAAAAGGUGUGCCCAGUUUCUAGCUCUUAAAUGAAUCCGUUUUUCCUCUUGAUUGAUCUUGGAAGAGGUGACCAAAAUAACCACAAAUUAUAAUAUGGGCAUACAUAUAUAUAUACACAUGUUUAUAGACAGACUCCUACAUCAUAAAAUUAUUAGGAUUUUUCACCUCUAAUUUGUUUUACAAGGUUUGAAUUAACACCAAGUUAAGUUGCCAGAUAAUACAUACUUGCCUUAAAGUGUGUGAGAUUCCUCAUCAUCCAGCAGCUACUUGCUGAUCCUCGAUCUAGGUGGUAAUUUUAAUUUAUAAAAUGCAGUUUGGAACAAAUUCAGUUGGGAAAUGUUUUGAUGAGGCACUGUAUCUGUUAUGUUUUUACCUUUAACACUGCUUGUGAUCAUCCACUGUGACUGAUAGGAAGUUUGGAAGCAAGAGGAAAAAAAUUCAUCUUUUUUAUUCUUUCAAUGUCAUGCCUCUUAUGAGGAGUACAAAUUGAUGUUCUAAAAUAAGAACUUAAUAAAGGAGGGAAAUCCCUUUUGUCUGUCUUAACAAUAGUGUAUUGUUUAGACUUAAAGCCAGUAUAUCUUUUUCUUAAUUUUCAAGUAUCCUUAUGACAUGUACUUGAUUAAUAUCCUAAGUAAAGGGUAAAAUGAAAAACUAUUCACAUCUGGUUUUUUGUGCUGUUGGUGUCAAGUACUGCAGAAAUACUAAUACAGAUGCUCAGGAUGGGUAGAAAUUGCCAAUGGUUACCUUCAAUACUGGAUGUUUGAAUUUGUGUAAUGCUCAAAUGCUCUCAUGUUCUUUUACUCACCUUUACAAAUUUGAAGUCUUCCUGAUAGACUUAAUCUCUUUUGAAGAUUAGAGCUAUGUUUUAUUUCUUGUGAAUCCCCAUAGCUUGGGCACACAGUAGGACCUCAUGUUUAACUUGAAUGGGUCGAAGAAUGAGCAGAAACAGGUUACAUACUGUAUACAAGAAUUUUGUGUAUCUAGAUUAUAUCUUUGGUUCUAUCAGUGGUUUUUUGAUCCUAUCAAAAAAUGUCUGAAUUCACAUGUGGACACCCACAAACUUUCAGGCCCCAAACUAACUGAGCAUUUGGGGGAAAUUGUAACUUACCUUUGAAAUUUAGUUAAUUUAAAAAGCCCAAGGUCAUAGUGUGAUAUACUAGAGGGCCCCAUUACUAACUAGAAACCAUUAUAGGGGAAGUAUAUAUACUUACUACUUCAGAGAAAAGAAGAUCUGAAGGAAGUGAAAUUUACUCAGGAAGCUUAAAGGUUGGUCAGGCCUUUGAGAAGAUCCAGAAACACAGUGCAGAUUGAACUCUAUUUUUACUACACCAGUUGCUCUGUUUAUGUGAGGAAUGUCAAACAUCCCAGCUUUAUGUUUCUUUUGUUUCAUUACAUUUAGCUGGUAUUUGGAAAGUCUGUGGAGUCAAGUAGUAAAAAAUGCAACACUCUACACAUAAUUCAAAUACCUUUAAACAAUGUGGAAGUUAGGGGCACUGACCUCUGUUGAAAAUCCACAUAUAAUUUUUGAUACCUAAAAACCUAACUACUAAUAGACUACUGUUGACCAGAAGCCUUACUGAUAAACAUAAACAUUCAGUUAACAUUUUGCACGUGUAUCAUACACUGUGUCCUCACAAAAAAGCAAGUUAGAGAAAAGAAAAUGUUCACAUUGUCACAGAACUUCAAAAAGUCGUGAAAAAAGUCCACAUGUAAGUGGACCCACAUAGUUCAAACCUGUGUCUUUCUAGGGUCAAUUUUAAUUGGUUCAUGAAACCCGGUGACUACCUGGGCUUUAUUUGCUCUAGGCUGAUUUGUUAUAGCCUAGUAAUGGUACACAUCAAGUAUCCUUUUUUGUUAAAAAAUCUUAAAGUAAUGGUUAUAUUGUGAUAUUUUGUUAGUAUCUAGAAUGCCAAAAAUAUUUCAUGUGUUUUAUUAACUAAGAUACCAAGUAACAGAAAAAAAUACCAUCUCUGUUUAGUCAACUUAUAAAUGGCAAACUCAGUCAAGAAAAUACUCCUGGGUUUUCACAAAGUAACAUUUUUAUACUAAAGGAAGGCUGAAUACCUAGUCCCAGUAAGAAAUUUUAGUAACACCAGAAAGUGAUUAAAAGAAUAGGGUUUAAUGUUUAAAAAGGUAAUCAGAAACACUGUGUUUUAACAAAAGAGCUCUUAUGUCUAAAUAGAUCAUAAAACAAACAAAAACCAUACUUUAACAAUUUUUCUUAGUAUCUCUUUUCCCAAAUUUAAAUGUACUUUUAUUCACUGAUUCUUAAUUUAGGUUUUGGGGGCUGAUCAUCAACCUUUUGAAAAUUGAGAACUAUGUUCUUUCUCCCAGAAAAAGUAUGUUUGCAUAAAAUAUUACAAAUUUUGUAUGUUUCAGUGAAUUGAUGGACUUCCCUAAAGCACAUUUGUGAGUCCUUAUGAUCCAGUUAAAAUCCUGCUCUAAUAGUUUUAUUUCCCCAUACUACUACUCUUUUAUACCAAAAUUCCUAAGGUAGAGCACUAAAUCUGUAUGAAUGAAAGGGUAAUCUCUAGGAACUCUGUAAAUAUGAAGAAAAAAUAUUCUUAAGACUUCUACAAGAACUUUAUCCUUAGAUGAUGUUUAGUAAUGAUUGUAUAUUGCUAAUUCUGAUGAAGUAUUUUAAAGAUAGGACCAUUUCCUCUGAAGAGUCUAUAUGGAUAUUGUCACUUUACACCACUCCUCUUACCUCCUUUAAGCCUGUUUAUUACCACUGUAUACAGUGAGUUUGAGUACAGAUAUUAUAGUUGCCAUGCUGGGAAAUGACUCUGUGGAUCUGGGUUCUUUGCUUCAAGUUUAUUUGGCAUAUAUUUGAGAAUCUCAGUUUGUAAGUCAAUCAAGUGCAAGAUAAGAUAAUGCAUCGAUAGGUUAUUUCCAUAAACUUACAUUGAAUUCAAAUCUUACUGUCUGGAUUUAGAGGUGAGAACUACUUUACACCCUUUGCAGAGGAAUUCAGUUAUAUCUUUUAUAUGGUCAGAAAAAAAAACACUUCAUUGAAAUUUUAAAAAGCUAUAUGGCUCUAGCUAAGCCAUAUUAAUUUUAUCAAUGCAGAAUAUGGAAUAGUUUGAUAAGCCACUGUAGAGUUAGAAGGAAAAUCCUUCAGAGUGCAUUAAAUCCUCUUAGCUUUAUUUUUUCUAGUUUGAACCUUUCCAGUAAUCUUUCAGCUAAGUGUUAAUACUAAAGUGUGCUAUUUACCAUGAGUUAUAAUGUACCCUAAAGUAGUCAACUAGAAAUUCUACAAUUACUUAGUCAUGAAAUGUUAAUAGAAUCACUAGCCUAGAAUUUGGUCCUCCUAAUUUCUAUUCCCAGUACUGCCAAAUUUAUUUCCUUUAUUUACUGAGUUGUUUACUGAGGGUUCUUUGGUUAGCACUUUUCAGGUACCCUAAAUCUCAAGUAUAAAAUUAGUUACAUUUGAAUUAAUUAAUUUAAGAACUGAAGGAAUCCCCUACUGCUCACUGCCAGCUGUUACUUGUCUGAUUUUGAUGUUUGCCUGAACAAAAAAACAGUUACUUAGGAAAACCUUUUUCCUUGAAGCACUUAGUUUAAUAAGUUUGCAUUAAUCUUUCAUAUUUUACUUUACUAAUAUCAUAGUUCUCAGAUUGUUACAUGUAAGUCACUUUUACCUCCCUAAAUUGAUAAAUUCCUGGAACUGGUGAUUCUAUUUUUUUUCAGUCUUCUUCCCCCUUAUGCCCCGCACAAGAUAAAUAGUAGCUAAAUUUUGAGUGCUUAUUAUAUGCCAGUUGCUUUUGUGUGUAUGUUGCAUGUAUUAACUCAUUCAGUCCUGUGGACCACUAAUGAGAUUGAUAACAUCCCUCUUUUACAAGACAAAGGGUUGAGUAACUUCCCAAGCUUUCAGACUUAAUGGAAGAGCCUAGAUUGAAACUGAGAACCUUGUAACCAACCACUCCAUAUUGCCUCCUAAAUAUAGUAGGUUUUUGAUGGAUCCUUUUGACUGAUUAUCUGCAGUAUGUAUAUGUAAUGUAUACUGUAUACUCUUAAAAAAAUUACACCUCUUAAGUUAUUCAUGUAGUAAUUUAAAACCACUUGGAGAAAACAUGCAGAAUGUUCAAUUAUGGUAUUACUUGUGAAAAAUAAUAAUCAGGUAAUAUAACUAUUUAAAACUUAACCUCAAAUUUCUUGAACUCACUGUCCCACCAAGAUCUCUAAUCCUCUUCUCUUUCUGUUUAUGACACCAUGUGCCUUUAAUCUCAUAAUAGUCUUUGUUUCACACACUGAGUAUCUUACCACACACCCACAUGUAGCAUAUCAGUAUUGUUUUCUGUUUCAGUUGCUGCUGUAAUUGGACUCUUUACCUAAACCUUGACUUAUUUUAGUAAUUUAUUUCUUUGCUUUACUAUUUUUUAUGUAUUUGUAACAGAUUAAAAUUUCCUUAAAAUGUA